AUGGUCCACGAAUCCAAGAGAAAUAAAGUGGAGGCAUAUAAGGAGUCAUACGGUUAUACAACUGUACGUCCGGGCGCUCACAUGUUUUCGUGGCUUUUCUCACCCAAUACUGGCAAUAAUUCCAAUGCACUUCCGCUCGUUAUAUGGCUUCAGGGAGGUCCGGGUGCGAGUUCUGCCGGUUAUGGAAACUUCAAUGAAAUCGGUCCGUUAGACGCAGAUCUCAAAGUGAGAAACACUUCAUGGAUUAAAUACGCAAAUCUGCUAUUCAUUGACAAUCCCGUGGGUUCGGGAUAUAGUUAUGUCGACAACGCAAGUCUAUACACAAAGACUAACGAUGAGAUCGCCAAAGAUUUAGUAACUUUUAUGAAAGAAUUCUACAAAAAGUCGCCAGAAUUUGAGUCAACGCCAUUGUAUAUCUUCUGCGAGUCAUACGGCGGUAAAAUGACCCCAACUUUUGCCAAAGAGCUGCAUCGGGCCAUUCAAAACAAAGAGAUCAAGGCCAAUUUCAAGGGCAUUGCUUUGGGCGACGGAUGGGUCUCACCCAUAGACUCGGUGGGCACGUGGGCACAGUAUCUCUACACUUUGUCAUACAUCGAUAGAAACCAAAGAAAUCAAAUCGAGGCCAAAGUUGAAGAGAUCAGAACCUCUCUUAAGAAUGCCAAAUACAUUGAGGCAACCACUCAGUGGUCACAAUUGACCCCUUUUAUCAGAUCCCUCGACGGCGAUAUCGACUGGUAUAAUGUAAUCUUCGGAUCAAAUUUUCAAUCGAGUUCAAGAUAUCUGAAUCAAAUUAACUCACUUAAUAACAUACCACACAAAAAUAGUAUUGUUAGACAUUUGGCCAAAUAUCAUAACAAUAAUUUGGACGCAUUAAUGAACGGUCCCCUUAAGACCAAACUUAAAAUCCCAGAGAGUGUCAAAUGGAGUCAAUUGUCGGCCAAUGUUUUUGCCAACUUAUGGGGAGAAUUCAUGCGCGAUAUUGUCAGUGAUGUGGACUACCUGUUGGCCAACACAGACCUCAAAGUGGUUGUAUAUACGGGUCAAUUGGAUUUAGUGGUGGACACAUUGGGAACACUCAAUUGGGUUCAUUCGCUCAAAUGGCCAGAACUGAAGAACUGGGAAACAGCAAAGAGGGAACAAAUGAGCGGCGGUUACGUUAAGACAUACAAAAAUUUCACGUUGUAUUGGAUUCUUAAGGCCGGACAUAUGGUUCCCGCAGACGCCGGCGACACUGGCCUCGAAAUGCUUCGCAAAAUUAUUCAGUCAUAGAUAGUUAACUGAAUUAAAUAUCCAUAAACUGCUUUAUUGUAAUUGAUCACAUUUAAUUGUUAUACAUUAUUAUAAUUAUAUU
Molecule: messenger RNA, 1351 nt
Organism: Medioppia subpectinata
Lineage: Eukaryota; Metazoa; Arthropoda; Arachnida; Sarcoptiformes; Oppiidae
Source: the annotation of a GenBank genome assembly